UUUCCGCACAUGCGUUUUAGUACGGUGUGGUGCGCAUGCGCUGUGCGAAGCGUUAGCAGCGAGACAGGUUUGUGAUGUGGGGUUCUGUUUUAAAGUGUUAAUGUGGAAUAUUUAGUGGAAUUCAGAUGGAGGAGAACGGAACCGACAUGCAGACUGAGUCAGAGCAGUGUGUUUAUGUGUGUGCGAGACGGAAGCUGGAUAAUCUGCUGAAUAAGAGCAUGAAGAUCCGUAUGACGGACGGGAGAACGCUGCUCGGCCUUUUCCUCUGCACAGAUCGAGACUGUAAUGUCAUCCUGGGUUCUGCUCAGGAGUUCCUCCGAACCACCGACUCGUUCUCUCAGGCUGAGCCACGUGUUUUGGGGUUAGCGAUGAUUCCUGGUCACCACGUUGUGUCCAUUGAGGUGGAAACGGAGAGUUUACAGAGCCAAGGCCUUUGAGCAGGGCAUCAUGGGAAAUGGAGUUUAACUGUCAGUGUGUGGAGUCAAAUGUGUGUGAGGAUACAGGACAAUAGCAAGACACACGCCAUUACUAUUCACAUCUGUGUGUGUGUGUGUGUGUGUGUGUGUGUGUGUGUGUGUGUGUGUGUGUGAAUUAAUAAACACUGGUGGUAAGAGUAAAUGUGUUUGUUUAACAGUGAGAGAGUGUGUUUAUAUAUAUCUAUUGUGAUAUCACACGCGCACACAUGCACACGCAUCAGUUCAUGUAGCAGUUACAUAUAAAGUCCUUGUUAACUACA
Silurus meridionalis is the source of this 736-nucleotide messenger RNA. RefSeq names its product N-alpha-acetyltransferase 38, NatC auxiliary subunit (gene naa38). The record is from RefSeq and is a predicted model, not a curated record. The coding region runs from base 126 to 437 and encodes 103 amino acids. Gene Ontology annotation, cellular component: NatC complex. Gene Ontology annotation, molecular function: RNA binding. The transcript has 3 exons. Lineage: Eukaryota; Metazoa; Chordata; Actinopteri; Siluriformes; Siluridae.